GCAUAGACGGAGCGUUUAGUGUUGAAUUAGUUGACAAACUGUACACAUCUACUCUUUCAUUCGUUUAUAAAUUGCGUGACUCAAUAGCAACCAGUGGCCAUCACAAUGAAUUCAAAAACAGUGUUGAUCGUCGGUUGUUUCGUUUUAUUGUUGAGCGAUCAAGUUAUUGGUACAGAUGAAAAUUUACCAAAAUUAUACGAAGAAAUCGGUUGCACAAAAAUUAACAACUCUAAUCCAACAAGUUUUGAGUGUCCAGAUCUUACGACCUAUUCAACGGAUAAGUGCUAUUUAAAGGGAAAAACGUUUAAUGUAAAUGACGACAUUGAUGAAAGUGUUGUGCCUAAUUGUAGAGCGGCUUGCAAAUGUGUUCAAAAUGGUAAUGAAACUGCUUACAUUAAUUGCGCCAAUGUUGAAUGCCCAGAAGAUUUGGGCGGCCGAGACUGGUCUUGCGUAUCGCAAUAUGAUAAUUUGACACAAUGUUGUCGUAGUCGUGAAGUUUGCGAUAAAGCCAAAAUCGGCGCAAUUCACAAGUGCGAAUUUGGAGGAAAAUCAUACCACAUUGGUGAACGCAUUUAUCCAGAUGAUUUAUGCUAUGAAUGCCUUUGUGCCGAAGACUUUAACAGCAAAACUCCAAUUGCCGACAAUCCACAUUGCGCCAAAAUUGAUUGUGGCAUUGAGCUUAAACUUAAACAAUUACAAGAGGGAUGCAUUCCGGUUUACUAUAAAACACCCACAUGCUGUCCAAUUGAAUACAAGUGUCCCUCAAAAGACGAUGCCAUCGAAAGUUCAGCUGCCGAUGAAAAGUCAACCUGUAAAUUUGGUGAUCUUACAUUGAAGCAUGGCGAAAAAAUUAAAACUGAAGACAAAUGCUUGAAAUGCGAAUGCAAAACACCACCAUACAUUACAUGCAUCAAAACAGAUAGUUGUUAAUUUUUUCCAUAGUCAAUUUACUUAAACUACUAAAUAUAUUAGAAAAAAAGUAUUAAAAAAUGUUUGCAAACUUUACCGCA
Contarinia nasturtii (swede midge) is the source of this 1010-nucleotide messenger RNA. RefSeq lists its product as uncharacterized. The record is from RefSeq and is a predicted model, not a curated record. Bases 106 to 930 code for a protein of 274 amino acids. Lineage: Eukaryota; Metazoa; Arthropoda; Insecta; Diptera; Cecidomyiidae. The transcript has 4 exons.